Messenger RNA from Trichosurus vulpecula (common brushtail), 2329 nucleotides. RefSeq names its product gap junction protein alpha 4 (gene GJA4). Lineage: Eukaryota; Metazoa; Chordata; Mammalia; Diprotodontia; Phalangeridae. The transcript has 2 exons. Bases 321 to 1391 code for a protein of 356 amino acids. The record is from RefSeq and is a predicted model, not a curated record. Gene Ontology annotation, biological process: cell communication. Gene Ontology annotation, cellular component: connexin complex.
GUCCUGCAGGGCUCGGCCUCGGACUCCCUUGGAGGGGCCACUGGGGCCACCUCUCCGGGACUUCUUGCUUCCUUCCCCACAUGUCGCGCCUUUCCCACAGCCUCUAGCACAGCUGAGUCAGGUGAGGGGCUGGAACCGCACCACGGCAGAGAGCAGAGACUGAGCCUGGGGCAGAGUUCCGAGUCGAUCCAAGCCAGUUCUGUGCUAAGCCUCUAGGAGGGAAGGCUGGGGGGUAGAAUCCUCCCCUAAGUAUAUCUGGGGUCCUUGGCCUUCGACUCCUCUUCACCUGCCCCUCAACCCUCAAGAAAGGCCGUGUCGCAAUGGGUGACUGGGGCUUCCUGGAGAAGCUGCUAGACCAAGUCCAGGAGCACUCCACUGUGGUAGGCAAGAUCUGGCUGACGGUGCUGUUCAUCUUCCGGAUCCUCAUUUUGGGACUCGCGGGUGAGUCUGUCUGGGGAGAUGAGCAGUCAGACUUUGAGUGUAAUACGGCUCAACCAGGCUGCACCAAUGUGUGCUAUGAUCAGGCUUUCCCCAUCUCCCACAUUCGCUACUGGGUCCUGCAGUUUCUCUUUGUCAGCACACCCACACUGGUCUACCUGGGUCACAUCAUCUACUUGUCCCGGCGAGAAGAGCGGCUGCGGCAGAAAGAGAGUGAGCUGCGGGCUCUACAGACCAAGGACCCUCAAGUGGAGCAGGCACUGGCCACUGUGGAGCGGCAGAUGGCAAAGAUCUCUGUAGCUGAAGAUGGACACCUGCGCAUCCGGGGCGCGCUGAUGGGCACCUAUGUGGCCAGUGUGGUCUGUAAGAGCCUGCUGGAGGCCGGCUUCCUCUACGGGCAGUGGCGCCUGUAUGGUUGGAUGAUGCCACCUGUGUACGUAUGCCGACGCCUCCCCUGUCCACACCUUGUGGACUGCUUCGUGUCUCGCCCCACGGAAAAGACUAUCUUCAUCAUUUUCAUGCUGGUCGUGGGGUUGAUCUCCCUAGUACUCAACCUGCUGGAGCUGGCACAUCUCUGCUUCCGGUGUAUGGGGCACAAGCUGAGGGCCAGGCAGGCCAGGGCUCGGCCAAAGGCCUACUCUGCUGCACUGGGGGAUGGGGCUGGUGUUGGCAGUUCUGGGGACCCCUAUUCAGAUCGGAUGUUCUUCUACCUCCCCAUGAAUGAGACACCCACAUCACCUCCGUGUCCCUCCUACAACAAGCUGUCUAGUGAACAGAACUGGGCCAACCUGAAUACAGAAGAGAGCCUGGCCCCCCAGAAGCGGAGUAUGCUACCUGGGCCAGGGCCCUUGCUGACUCCCUCUGAGGGCUCCUACCUGGCCCAGUCUCCCCAGACUGGGGACAACCCCUCGAGUCGCCCUAGUAGCUCAGCUUCCAAGAAACAGUAUGUGUAGGUGGCCUGAGUCUUAACCCCCACACCACUGCAAACUCUAAGCAGAACUUUACUUUUCAGGGAAGAGUGGUAGGGAGAUGUUUCUCAGCCUCUUGUUUUGAAAGUGCCUCCCUCCCAAAUGGCAUGUGAGUGAAUCCCCCCACUAUAGACGGAGUGAUCUAGCCGGGAAUAUGGGGGCUGGUAUUCCUGUGGACUGCAGAGCCUGGCUACUUUUGGGCCUCUGGCCUCCCCAGACACCAAAGAGGCCACUAGCUGAGUAGUAGGUGAUCUCAGAUCAUGGUUCAAUGAUUAUUCCUGGGACCAAUUGAACUUUAUCCUAUCCUGGAAAGGCCAACAGUGUUGACAGUACUGUCUAUAUAGAUCCAGUUGUGGAAGUCCAAUGGGUCAGACAUCCCAGAUCAUGUCUUUUCUCUCCACCUCACCCCCAUCUUGUUUCAUUCUGUCCAGCCUGUAGGUAUUGGGCGGGGAAGGGGGUUGGGGAAUGGGACUCUUGUCAAUCCCAUGCUGUCAUGGGGGAAAGGGGUGAGGGAGAGUAUUGUAUCCCUUCAGGAUUGAGGGUUCUUGAUGUAAAAGUCUAAGGGAGCAGGACUCCCAAGUCACGUCCCUCUCUGGGUCCCCUAAGCCUUGGUGAAUAAGCUCCCAGGUGUCCACCCUGGACUCAAGUUUAAAAAUGCCCUUGGAAGAAGAGAGGUUGGUUUAUUCUAUAUUGGCCUCCACCAAAGGGAGCCCCUCACCCACAUACACAUAUUGGAGCCACUGGGCCCUAGUCAAAAGCUGUGACUACCUUGUCUGUGUUCUCACUUAGGGUGGGCUUAGUUAUGUCCUCACUCCACCCUGGAGAGAAGGAGCUAAGCCAGGGCUGGGAAAAGUGGGAUUGGACAUUUUCCCCACUAAAGUUCAGUUUUUUGUUCUUCUAAAAUAAAUGGAACUUGAACAUGA